Molecule: messenger RNA, 1978 nt
Organism: Candoia aspera
Lineage: Eukaryota; Metazoa; Chordata; Lepidosauria; Squamata; Candoiidae
Gene: PSEN1
Product: presenilin 1
Exons: 11
Coding region: 115-1518 (467 amino acids)
Biological process (GO): protein processing; intracellular signal transduction; amyloid precursor protein catabolic process
Cellular component (GO): nucleus; endoplasmic reticulum; plasma membrane
Molecular function (GO): aspartic endopeptidase activity, intramembrane cleaving; cadherin binding; beta-catenin binding
Source: RefSeq, a predicted model, not a curated record
GAGGCCUGGGCCGGAAGCGUCGGGCGAAGAGGGAGGGGGUUCUGCCCUGGUUCGGGUCGAAGCCAAAUUGGGCGCCGAGGGGGAGAGCUGCAGUAACUCAAGAAGAAAGUCCCAAUGGCAGAACUAUCUGCACACUUAUCACAGGUCCAGCAUGGACAACUGAGAGAGAACUCUCCUGACAGUCACCUGACCAAUACUAAUGACAACAGUGAAAGACGACAACCUCAGAGUGGUGACCAGAGAUCUAAUAAUCCUACUCCAGCAUCUAAUGGGCAGCCACAGCAAAGGCCUCGACAAGUGGUGGAGCAAGAUUGUGAGGAGGAGGAAGAGCUGACACUGAAAUAUGGGGCCAAGCAUGUGAUCAUGCUCUUUGUGCCUGUCACACUAUGUAUGGUAGUUGUGGUUGCAACCAUCAAGUCUGUCAGUUUUUAUACGCACAAGGAUGGACAGCUACUCUAUACUCCGUUUACAGAAGAUACAGAAACAGUUGGACAAAGAGCUCUGAAUUCUGUUCUCAAUGCUGCCAUCAUGAUUGGUGUCAUUAUUGUCAUGACUAUUCUCCUGGUUGUGCUUUAUAAAUACAGGUGCUAUAAGGUGAUCCAUGGUUGGCUCUUCGUUUCUACUCUCUUCUUGCUUUUCUUUUUCUCAUUUAUUUACUUAGGGGAAGUUUUUAAGACCUAUAACGUUGCCAUGGAUUACAUUACUGUAGCCCUGAUGAUUUGGAACUUUGGUGUGGUAGGAAUGAUCUGCAUUCAUUGGAAAGGCCCCCUCCGUCUUCAGCAAGCCUAUCUCAUUAUGAUAAGUGCUCUAAUGGCCUUGGUGUUUAUUAAAUAUCUUCCUGAAUGGACUGCUUGGCUCAUCUUGGCAGUAAUCUCAGUGUAUGAUCUGAUUGCAGUGUUGUCUCCCAAAGGGCCUCUUCGUAUGCUGGUAGAAACAGCUCAAGAAAGAAAUGAAACUUUGUUCCCAGCACUCAUUUACUCAUCAACAAUGAUAUGGCUAGUAAAUAUGGCUGAAGAAGAUCCUGAAGCCCAGAAGGGAGCUUCCAAAAAUGCCACUUACAAUCAGCAAGUCUCGGUGAAUCAAAACCAGAAUGCAGGUGCUGAGGCAGAUGAUGGAGGUUUCAACCCAGAGUGGGAGCAGCAACGAGACAGCAGGAUUGGGCCACUGGCAUCAACCCGUGAGACACGAGCAGCCGUGCAGGCUCUUCCCAGUCAUUCCCCAGCAAGCGAGGACCCAGAAGAGAGCGGAGUUAAGCUUGGCUUAGGAGACUUCAUUUUCUACAGCGUUCUAGUCGGCAAAGCUUCAGCAACAGCCAGCGGAGACUGGAACACAACUUUAGCCUGUUUUGUAGCCAUUUUAAUUGGCCUGUGCCUUACCCUCCUGCUACUUGCCAUUUUUAAAAAGGCCUUACCAGCUCUUCCGAUUUCUAUAACUUUUGGGCUAGUGUUCUAUUUUGCCACAGAUAAUUUGGUGCAACCUUUUAUGGAUCAAUUAGCUUUCCAUCAAUUUUAUAUCUAGCAUCCUUUCAGCUGACCACCUACGGACAUUUUAUUGACUUCAGCAAAUAUGGGAGGGAGAAACUUAUUUUCCCCUCAUUUCCUAAAACAGCUGCUAUGCUGGGCAUUACUGGAUUCUUCUUUGUAAAAAUGGUCUCUUCACCAGUGGGUUCCCUGCAAUUUGACUGCAGUUGGUUGUAUAUCUUUAAAAGAACAGUCUGUAGAAAAGAUGCCAGUGUUCUCACCAGCAACAAAAUUGCUCGGCAUGGGGUCCCACCUUGCACCAAUCAAGAAUGUUGAGGAUUCAUCCAGUGAAAAGCGGUAUGAUGGUAAAUCAAGCUGAACUGCCUGAUGAGCCAGUGGGACGCCAUAACAGAGCCAUCAGUGCUUGUAUCCUGAUGCCACUCUGAGAAGAGCAAUUGGGAGGAAAGGAUAUUAUCUUGUUUAAAGGAGAAAAAAAAUCAAGCAAAUAAUGUCUUGCA